This is a messenger RNA of Oreochromis aureus, 2534 nucleotides long. RefSeq names its product fat storage inducing transmembrane protein 2 (gene fitm2). Gene Ontology annotation, biological process: phospholipid biosynthetic process; lipid storage; lipid droplet organization. The record is from RefSeq and is a predicted model, not a curated record. The transcript has 2 exons. The coding region runs from base 35 to 835 and encodes 266 amino acids. Gene Ontology annotation, cellular component: endoplasmic reticulum membrane. Lineage: Eukaryota; Metazoa; Chordata; Actinopteri; Cichliformes; Cichlidae.
AAGCAACGUUACCCCUCCCCGCCGGUGUAGAGCAAUGGUCAGUAGCGUCAACAUGGCGUCGUUGGAUGUCAUUGUGGAUAAGUUGGUGGUACUGUGGAGGAUACCGGCCGUCCGACAGAAGUUCCCCUGGAGUUUUUUGCUCAUCUCGGUCGCGGGGUCCGUCCUGAAAGAGCUGGAGCUCGUCCCGCAGACGUAUUUCAGCAGCAGCAAAAACGCCCUGAACGUGUAUUUUGUUAAAGUGUCCUGGGGCUGGACGCUGCUGCUGCUAACCCCCUUCCUUCUACUCUCCAACGCCUCCUUCAACAGGAGUGUCUCCUUUCUCGCCCGGCGGCUGCUGUCUCUGGUGGUGGCAACAGCUGUCUGGUACAUCUGCACGGAGACCUUCUUCUACAUCGAGGAUGUGACCGGUUCUUGUUAUGAAAACAGCUUGGUAAAGGUUGAUUACAAGGAUUUCACAUCGAAAGCUGUCUGCAGGCGGGCCGGAUUCCACUGGGUUGGCUAUGACAUCUCAGGACACUCCUUCAUCUUGGCGUACUCGGCACUCUUCAUCAUGGAGGAAAUUGCCCCAAUGAGCUCUCUCAAUACCACCAGCUUGUCUGGGCUUCCCAGGAAGGUCUUGAGCCUGCUGUAUAUAGCCUUGAAUCUUAUCAUGAUCAUUUGGGUGUGGAUGUUCACGUGCACCUCUGUUUAUUUCCAUGAUCCAUCUCACAAGUUCUUAGGAACCAUAUGCGCCCUGCUGGGGUGGUAUUUAACAUAUCGGGUUUGGUAUCUAAAGCCAAUGUCACCAGGACUUCCCCCUCAGCGCCACCCAAAAGAACAGAAGCCACAUGCCUAAGCUGAACACACAAGUAAAACCAUCCUCAAAAUAACACACUACAUUUGACGCUAUCUGCAUCCAGGUCCAAGCCAGCAACUCUACUUGAAGCUAUUUUAAGUAAUUCCCCUCUUCGCAGGCCGGUCACCUUGUACACAAUGACUUGCUUGCAAUCCUUCAUCUGUUUUUAUCAGCUGCUGAUCCCAAAAUGACUUGUUGUAAUCUGAGAUAAAACCACAGAGCUGCUCUGCUGCCCAGCUUCAGUCCUCUCACCUUCAGCCUCAAGGUUCGCUAUUAUUUGCCUGCCUUACAAAAGUAUUUGCAGUUUUUAGAUAUUUAUGGGAACAGUUGAGAAUGUUUACAGCUCCAGUUGUAUAGCACUGAUGAUGUGUGUUUUUUGCAGACCAAUGUACAGUAAAUGUUCAUUGUUAUUUAUUUAGAAAGCUUUGAACAAGUCACUGUAACCCAGUGAAGCUGCAUUUCGUCCUACGUGUAAUAUUUUAAAUCUGGUUUUUUGAUCGUGCAUGAUUUGGGGUCAGAGUAACUGUGUGUCAACAUUAAGUGUAGUUUACGUUUGUUCAGGGAUGUAGAAUGUGGUUAGGAAUAGGAAUUUUAAUAUAUUUAAUUAAGAAAUAUUAUUAAGGUUGGAAAUAUUCAGUAUUGAGCUUUAACUAACAUUUAUUUUCAUCAUUAAUUGAUAUAAAGAGUUUUUUUUUUCCUGUUAAUUAUUUCAUGAAAAAAUGCCUAAACUGUUUAAAGAAAACUAUUUAUUCCCUACAGCAAAGAUAUAGUUUAAAAACAUGGAGGAAAAACAACUUUAUACUUAUGUUGGCAUCCGCUUUCGAAACACUAUCAAUUUUUAUUUUAACUGGUCUUUAAAAGACCAGUCAGACCAAGAUUAAUAUUCUUCUGUGCCAUAAUUUUCUGUUUCCGAACAAAAGCUAUUAAAAAUGCUGAACAGUGUAGUUUACUGGUGCUCCCUUUGCUUUUUAGGAUUCAGCUUCAGAUUUUUCUUUUCCAUAAAGUUUAUAGUUAGUUGGGUGACCCUGAAUCAUCCCUUAGUUAUGCUGCUAGACGACUUCCCAUGAUGCACUGAGUACUCUCCACUUCACACGUGUUUAUUCGUCACUGCUGCAUGUCAUUAACUUCUGUAGUUUGUGUUUGGACCUGCUUGUUGGUCGUAAUCUCCUGUCUUGCCCUACUUAACCCUCAAACCCCAGCUGGCCUAGGUUAGCCCUCUCUUCCUUUUUAAAAGGGAGUUCUUCCUCCUCAUUGUCACUAAGUGCUUGUAGGGGAUCAUCUGAUGGUCCUUAGCUCACACUAUAAAGCACCUUGAUCUGUGUGAUUUGGCCUUAUAUGAAUAAAUCUGAAUUCCCACUUAUACAAUCUUGCUGCCUUAAACACUCAGCAGUACAUCUCUGGUAGAAACCACAGCAUAAAUUUCACUUUAAAAGCUGAACUUUUAUAUUUUUGAUUUACACAGUCAGCAGGAAGGAGGAGCCAGAGAGAUUUGUGUAAAAAGAGUGAGCUAUGAGAAAAAUAUAGAAUGACACCAGUCAUAUUUUGUUAAACUUCUGUUAAGCUUACAUAUGUAAAUCACAGAAGAAUGUUUCAGUUUUCUGCUGUUGGGAUUUAUGUAUCAAAUAUAAAAAAACGGACUUUCUCCUCUGUGCAGGAAGCUCUGAGUUUUUGUCCAAAUAAACCAACAAAAAAAACGUUC